Messenger RNA from Dioscorea cayenensis subsp. rotundata (Guinea yam), 853 nucleotides. RefSeq lists its product as uncharacterized. The transcript is spliced from 6 exons. Bases 26 to 703 code for a protein of 225 amino acids. The record is from RefSeq and is a predicted model, not a curated record. Lineage: Eukaryota; Viridiplantae; Streptophyta; Magnoliopsida; Dioscoreales; Dioscoreaceae.
UUCGCGAGCUUCGAAGAGCUCUCCAAUGGCGCUCAACUCCUCGCUGGUUCGCUUCAUCUCCGCCCCAAUUGCCCCCUCUCGCCGCCCUCUCUUCGUCCGCGCCUCUGCCUCCUCCUCCGCCGUGCCCCGUGCUCGCUUCUCCGCCCGCAGCUCCGAGUCCACCACCGUUCAGCAACUCCAACGCCCUCUCGCGGAGUAUAUGAGCUUGCCAGCGAGCCAGUACUCGGUUCUCGAUGCGGAGCGGAUCGAGCGGGUCGAUGAUAAUACCUUCAGAUGCUAUGUCUAUCGGUUCAAGUUCUUCGCUUUUGAGGUGUGCCCUGUGCUGGUGGUCCGUGUGGAUGAGGAGCCCUAUGGCUGCUGCAUUCGCCUCUUGUCUUGCCGACUGGAGGGCUCGCCAAUUGUGGUUGCUCAGAAUGAGAAAUUCUCAGCUUCGAUGGUGAAUAGAAUUUCCUGCAAUAAGCGUUUGAGCAGCAACUCUUCAUCGCAACAGCUCACAACCGACACAACAAUUGAGGUUAUUAUCGAAAUCCCGUUUGCAUUUAGAGCUAUACCAGUGGGAGCAAUAGAAUCAGCCGGCACUCAGGUCCUGGAACAACUACUAAGACUAAUGCUACCACGAUUUCUGCGUCAGCUCGAGAAGGACUAUCAAGCAUGGGCUUCAGGUGAUACCUCAAGGCAGCCUCUUGGUACCGGUAAAAUUUAAUGUCUUUAAUGUAUAAUGUUUGUUGUUUCAGGCAUCUCUAAACUUAAAAUUACCACUGCUUUAAUCAAUUGUUAGUGAUAGUAAUUACAUUCAUUAUUAGUGUCGCGUCUUUGUUUUUUCCAUCAAUUAAAUGAAUGCUUUUUAUGGGGA